GGUACUGCUCCUUCAAGCUGGAUGCCACUCACAAUACAACUGGAAGAAGAAGAAGUCCUUCCUGUGAGCCGUUAGCCUGUUAGCUCCUCCGUCAUGGCGGACCUGAACCGGCAGUUGCAGGAGUAUCUGUCCCAGAGUAAGGAGCCUAAAGGCGGCGCAGCGCGGGGCGGCACUGCGGUGGAGCUGCCGGAGGACCCGGUCCCGGGGAGCUGGUUCGGCCGCUGGUCCAGCCGCUGGUCCGGCAGCACGUCGGGCCCGGGCUCCAGCUCCAGCAGCGGUGUUUCCUGGCCCUGGGCCCCGGAGCCGGACGCCUGCCUGCCGGGUCUGACGCGCGGCCAGAGGCUGGUCGGCGCCGCGCUGUUCGCCGCGCUCUCUGCGCUCUGCUUCGCGCUCUCCGCGCUCUAUGCGCCGCUGCUGCUGCUCUACGCACGGAAGUUCGCGCUGCUGUGGUCGCUUGGCUCUCUGUUUGCCAUCGCGUCCGCGGCAGUGCUGCGCGGCCCCGCCAGGCUGUUCGCGGGGCUGCGCUCCUCCCCCGCGUUUGCCGUGUACCUGUGCGCGCUGGGCGGCACUCUGUACGCGGCGCUGCACCUGCACAGCACCGCGCUCACCGCCCUGGGUGCCGCGCUGCAGGUCGCCGUCAUCGCGGUGAGCGUUGUGUCGCUCGUGCCGGGCGGCAGCGCGGGGAUGCGUUUCAUGAGCGGCGCGGCGGCGGCAGCGAUCAAAAGGACAGUGAGCGGGAAGAGCCUUCCGAUCUGACGGGAGAACUGAUGAGGACCAAAGACUGUUUGAGAGAAACUUGAUUCCUGAUGCAGGAGUAAACUUUGACGUCACGCAGGUGUGCCCUGUCUCUCCUGCAGGAGCUCUGACUCUGAAUGUAAACACCAAAUAAUGAUUAAAUCUAUUUGUUUCACUCUCUGGUGUUCUGCAGUUCAUUCACUGUAACUCACUCUAAUUUAAAGCCUAACUCAGAGAUGUGAUCGAUGUUGGUAUGAAUAACCAAACCAGAGUUAUAUGUAUUAGUGUUUCCCCUACCAUUGUCUUGGAGGGGCGCGCCCCGCCAACGGAGCCCCGCGCCCCUCCUGAAACGCAAGGUG
Molecule: messenger RNA, 1094 nt
Organism: Notothenia coriiceps (black rockcod)
Lineage: Eukaryota; Metazoa; Chordata; Actinopteri; Perciformes; Nototheniidae
Gene: sft2d3
Product: SFT2 domain containing 3
Exons: 1
Coding region: 94-756 (220 amino acids)
Biological process (GO): vesicle-mediated transport
Cellular component (GO): membrane
Source: RefSeq, a predicted model, not a curated record